ACCAACAACCAAUCCACCGACCGAAUCACCGAUCGAAGGAUCGACCGGACCGAUCAUCACCGUGACCGUCACCGUCACCGUCGUAACACCGUUCUCGUUCUCGUUCUCGGUCCCUCCGAUCCGAUCAUCUUUCUCUUUCAUCUCUUCUCAUCUUCAUCGAUCAUCGUUUCGUUUCAUCUUUCAUCAUCAGUCAUCUUGUCUUCAAACUAGGCUGCUAAGAAGGAGCGAAGGAGGUUAAAUUAAAAUGGCUGAUCCUAAGUAUGCUAACCUUGUCGGCAUUGCCUACGAUCAGCCUGAUCUCUAUGAAACAAAGGACUUGCCUGAAGCAGAUCAGAAUGCAGAAAUAUUUGAGGAGGAAUCUGACAGCAUAGAACGCCUGCACAUUAGUGCAACUAAUGCAUUAUCCAAGUUUAAAGGAAAACGUUUAGAUGCAAGCCGAGUUGACUUUUCUGAUAGGCUAGGAAAACAGUCUCGCACGGGAUAUGAUGCAAGAUACGGAGAUUGGGAACUAGCUGGUGAUGGAGAAAAAGAGACCCCAAUUCAAAAAUAUCAACGACUUCAGUGUGAAGUAAAAGAACUGUUGGAUGAAGUAGCCAAUUUGAAGGAGACAGCCAAGGAUGAAACCAACAAGCAGUCAUGUAUUGUGGUAGGUAGACAUGCACAAGAUCUGGUACAACAACUGACAGAGAUGAGGCUAGAGGAACAGCUGGGAGUUGAACUGGUGGCUAGUCUGUCUGAUCCUCAAGGAGCUCAAAUCAAAAAGUUGCUGUCUCAGUUGGAGCAGUUCCAGGCCAAGCGUGGUGGGGGGGACCACAGUAAGGGGGAGGGGGUGGGGUCAGAGGUCAAGUUCCAGAUGAUGCUGCGACCUGGCCAUGCACAAUUGGCGCAGACAGCUCGGCUAGCAGACCUAGAGCAACGUCUGGCCAGGGUGGAGCAGGCUGUGGGGAACACACCUGCCAAGCUGUCUAGGUUGGGAUUGGGAGAGGGUAGUUUGAUGACCACAACGCAGCAAUUGGCUGGUAGAGCUGCGUUGUUGGAUGCUGCGGCCUUGGAUGCUGCAGAGACUCGACUGUCCAGCUUGUUGACCAAACUGGACCAAGUAGCAGAGAAAACUGCAGCAAUCACCGGCUCAUCUGACCCCGAUAGAGAUAAGAAGAUCAACGAGCUUUACGAACUAGCUAAGAAGGCAGAGUAUCUGUCUCUAACUCUUCCUCAGACCUUGGACAGGUUAAUAGCUCUACAGAAUCUUCAUCAACAAGGAGGAGAGUUUGCUAAGUCACUAAGUGAGAUGGAAUCUGUCCAAGUCCAGUUAGCAGCCAAAAUGAGGGCUAAUUCAGAACUGCUGGGGAGUGUGGAGGAAGGACUCAAGACCAACUUUACAACCAUCAAGACCGACUUGGAAAGCUUAGAUUCGAGGAUUAAAGGGCUCUCCAGCAAGAAAUAACAUUUACCUUCAGUGAACGCAUCGAGCAUGCCCGAGCAUCUAGCAUUGUUACUGUGAUGUUUAUUUUGUAAUUUGAAAGUUUAUUUAUGAUCUGUUGCUUUUGUAUUGUAAAAGUGCUUUGUCACCAUGUUUUUUUUUUGUAAAUUUUUUAGAUAUAUAUUACAACUUUGAACAAAAUCUUUUCCCACAAAAUUUGAAAUGUUUACCUAUCUUUGUAUGAAAGUUUUUUUAAAAACUUUUAUACUUGAAGUACUGUAUUAUUGAGUACGGUAGUUAGUUGAAGAAGUUUGUAUGUAUUGAUAUUUGAAGUAUUUAUUUUGAAAAAAGUGGAGCCAAAGCCGAAUUUGUUUUUGUGUGUUAUAAGAGUUGUUGUAUUUUUUAACCCUCCGAGUGUUAAGCGUGCAAAAGCGACGCACAACACACCCGCUGUGGUAGGCUCUGGGACUGACUGAAUCAGAUUGAACUGGAUCGAGAUUGGUAUUGUUGUUUUCGGCAGAUUCUAAGCCUUCUCCUGAUGUCUGUUUCUAGGCGCUUUUCAUUUUAGUUCCGAUCAUAUUGUAGCAGACAGAUGACGUGCGUAUUUGUAAACAACUUGGUUGACAUCACAUCGGAGACUGAUGUGUUUUAUUACGUUUAUCAUUGUUUUAGUGUUAAAAAUAAAAAGUGGUGAUAUACGUGGUGCAUUAUAAGAAGAUUUAAGUGAUUUUGAAUGGCUUGUUGAUGAUCCUGAAGAAGUAGGUAGUGAUAUUGAUGUAAAUUAUCCGUCAGAUUCCUAGCUAUGCAUUCUUAGCUAACGCUAAAUGUACAAAAUCAGUUUUUCACCCAUAACUUAUUUAUUUGCAAAUUUACUUCCUUAUAUUAUAUUUUUGGAAUCCUCAUAAAAUUUAGAACAAAGUGGCUAUUUAAAAAUAUUUGUAGACCUAAAAUUAUAAAAGUUUAUUGAGCGCAAACAUAAAUUUUUUCAUUUAUUUUAUAAUUUUUGAUUAAUGUUAACCCGACAAAAAUUGUUGACAAUUUAUUUUGUAAUGUUUUAUAUAUUACAUUGAAGCCCAUAAUUUUCCAAACAAAAUGAUAUAUAAAACCUAAUACUUUAGAGUGUUUUUAAGUUUCUAAGAUACAUUUGAAUAAAACCCUGCGGUUGCGCAAUAAAUAGGCCAACAUUAAUACUAUUACUAUGGACACUUGGAGGGUUAAAGAAGCAGAAGGAAGACAAAAAUAACAAAUUUAUGAAUGAAAUA
This is a messenger RNA of Macrosteles quadrilineatus (aster leafhopper), 2682 nucleotides long. Its product is annotated as dynactin subunit 2-like. Gene Ontology annotation, biological process: mitotic spindle organization. The transcript has 10 exons. The coding region runs from base 245 to 1444 and encodes 399 amino acids. Lineage: Eukaryota; Metazoa; Arthropoda; Insecta; Hemiptera; Cicadellidae. Gene Ontology annotation, cellular component: cytoplasm; centrosome; dynactin complex. The record is from RefSeq and is a predicted model, not a curated record.